UGCCUCUGAGGGGGGGAACGAGCGACAGCGCCGACCCUCAGCCGCCGCCGCCCUAGGGACUCGGCGGCCUGCCCUGGCCGAGGCACGGGACGGACGGGCCAGGACGGGCCGCUGCGAGCGGAGCUAUGUCCAUGGAGGACCCCUUCUUCGUGGUGAAAGGGGAAGUUCAGAAGGCAGUGAACACUGCACAGGGGCUGUUCCAGAGAUGGACAGAACUCCUGCAAGAUCCAUCCAGCGCUACAAGAGAAGAAAUUGACUGGACCACUAAUGAACUGAGGAACAACCUAAGGAGCAUUGAGUGGGAUCUUGAAGACUUAGAUGAAACUAUUAGCAUUGUUGAAGCAAACCCUCGAAAAUUCAACCUUGAUGCAACAGAGCUAGGAGUAAGAAAAGCCUUCAUCACAAGCACACGACAGGUGGUCAGGGAUAUGAAGGAUCAAAUGUCAAACACUUCUGUUCAAGCACUGGCUGAAAGGAAAAACAGGCAGGUCCUUCUGGGAGAAAGUGGAACUCAUGGCUGGAGUUCUGGGGCUGACAAGUACGGCCGCUUGGAUCGUGAAAUGCAGUCGGUAAAUUCCCACUUCAUUGAGGAGCAGCAAGCACAGCAACAGUUAAUCAUCGAACAGCAGGAUGAACAGUUGGAGCUGGUCUCUGGCAGCAUUGGUGUAUUAAAGAAUAUGUCCCAGCGUAUUGGAGGAGAGCUAGAUGAACAAGCAGUCAUGUUGGAUGACUUUUCUCAUGAACUGGACAGCACUCACUCACGGCUAGACAAUGUUAUGAAGAAACUUGCAAAAGUGUCCCAUAUGACCAGUGAUCGGCGACAGUGGUGCGCAAUUAUCAUUCUCUUUGCUAUCCUGCUGGUGGUGCUUAUUCUGUUUUUUGUGCUGUGAUGGACUGGUGCACCGAUACUUUUCCUAGCUUCCUUCUCGAUGAAAUAUCAGAUAACUCUUUCUGCCCAGAGAGAAUUCCCAUCAUAGAAAAAUGACGUUCUUCUGUGAAUGGAACACUGGUGACAUGACUCACUCGCUCUCUCAUGGUUCUUCUGCCUAUCCUCAUCAACUUUCCUGAGGUGCAAAAAUGGAAGACUAACAAAUGCCCAAACUCUGCUAUCACUGGAAGCAAAGCUUUUGGGUCUUGGACAUUGCUGUUUUUCCUGUACUCCUCUGUAGCAUGGAAGAAACCAAUAUCUGGCCCCGCCUCCAUCCUGUCGCAGGUAUGAACCUUUUCCAGGAAGCACUCCAGACUCUCUUCUUCAUGUCUUGCAGGAAAGCAUUCCUUCAUGGGCCAACUACACAGCACUUCCCUGCAAAUAAGUGUGGGUCCUCAGUAGGAGAAAAGGGACAGUAAAUGCAGGGACUAAAUUCACACUAUAGGCAUUUUCAGUUUCUUCCCUGGAACAGGAGUUCACAGUUAACUGCCAUGUGUAAAGAGCUGUGUGCCACACAGUUGAAAUGCUGAAUUACAAAAAAAAGUACACACCGGAGCCUUUAAAACAAAAAAUCAUGCAAGGCAGAUACAUGUGUGUGGGAAAGCUGUGGGCCCUGAAUGUUGAAAAUACACCUAAGAUUAAUCUUGGCACAUAUUGAAAGCAGGAGCCAUUGCAAGUCCUGUUGCUCUAAUCUGGGCUGAUUCUGCAUUUCAUUCAGUGCGGCAGACCUGGCUCUAGCAAGUUAGUAUGAAUCUUGAGCAAAACCUACUGUUGGAGUUCGAACUGUAACCAGACUGCAGGGUCUGACCCCCAGGCAGCUAGCGCUCAACUCCCAAUUUUGAGAGCUUUAAACUCAGUUUUACUGCACUGCAAAGUGGAAACGCUUUAAAGCGUACUGUAGCUAAAAUCUUGCCUGUAUUUGUUGCGUGAGAGAAAUAGUUUUGGCUUUGGAAGUAAGCCUUCUGAAAAUAGCAACUUACCCGGAGGGGUUCUUUUUGUUUCUGCUGCUUUUUAUUAACAGCUGCCUCUAAUGACUGACUGGCAGAUCUAACAUUUAAAUAACAGUUAAAGGAGAAGAAAAAUGGGUUCUGCUCGGUUAGGGCUUCAUUCUGUCCUGUUACGAAUUUCUUUCCUUCAUCUUUUUUUCUUUUUUAAACCUUUUGAUGUGUGAAUAAUUUCAAUGAUGAUGCCUUUGCUAAAUGACUUUUUAUGGGGGAUGUCUGGAAACUGGAGGAUAGUUUCCCCAAUGAUUCUACCAGAUUUUGAGGGUGUGUGGCUUCCAUCCCCCUCAUGGUUCACUCUCAAGAUGGAAACCUUGAUUUCCCCCCCUCCAAUGUCCUGCUGGGUGUAUCCUGCUUGCACAGCUGGGAUCAGUUUAGGCCCCCUCCUUUUCAUCUCUUCCUGAAGCUGCUGGUUGACAGGCAUGUGAAGGAGCCAGGCAGCUGCAGUUUCUGCCCCAAGUCACAUCUCCCCCCCCCAAUACCUCCUUCCCCCUGGACUCCAAACCCCUGAACUCCCUUCGUUCUGACUUGUUUACACAUUUAGGGAGGGCAUCAGAAGUUGAGGGAGUCAAACCUCAGCAAAGCCAAACAGCGCUGCCUCCUCAGCCUUUCAAGCAGAAGAGUGAUCGCAUAAAAGGAGCAGCAGAAAUAGUGACCUUUGGUGAGUGGAGUUUACACCCCCUGGAGAGAAACUGUGAUCUAUGAAUGGCCUGAGAUACACCAAGAGGGUAUGUGGCUGGAACAGCCAACAUUUCCUCCUCUGGAUGGAUAAGCAGAGGCAGGCUCCUUGAGAGCCUAUGGGUGUUAUUCCAGGAAAAUAUCAUUAGCAGAUGACAAGCUUAAAUGAAGCACUACCAGGUCCGUCCACCCCCCGCAAUGCACAGCCAGAGCAGAGCAGCGGCGGUGAGCUUGGGCCUUUUUCUAGUUCAUGUCAGCAGCAGGGAAGUUGGGCAGGCCUAGCUGAUGCCCCAUAGGCCCUGAGCCCAUGCCCUAGAAGCUUCUGCAAAGUGCUGGGGUUCCCCGGGAGAUGUGGUGGGGUCUGUAGGAACAUAGCAAGCUGCCCUGGUCAGAUCAUUGGGCUACCUGGCUCAGUAAUAAAAACUGACUGGUAGCAGCUCCCUGGAAUUUCAGAGGAAGGCAUUUCGCUACCCUUCUUAGAGACUGAAUCUGGGACCUUCUGCAUGCAAAGCACCUGCUCUACUGUUGAGCUCCAGCCCCUCCCAGAGGGGUUACCUGAAGGUAGAAAGUUCAUAAGCAAGCCUCUCCAUCCAUGAGGGUGAGGUCAGGCACCUUACUCCCGAUUGUGCAUAAAAACCUACUUUAUUUAUUUUACCCAUAAACAGAAAUGGUUGAAAGCUUGACGGUUCUCUUGGCACUAAAACACAAAAGCUACCAUUUACUUAACAGUUGGAGAUAACGGUUUAAGCCUUCAGAUAAAAAGCUUGUUCAGGAGUGGGAGUUGUGCCUCGUUCACAAAUUUCCACACUCUACGGCAAACAUCUUUUACGUUUAUUUUUAAGCUGUUUGGAGCUUUUUUGUAAUUGUCUAAGCUCUUAACUUUUGAAUGGACUGCCUAUACUCCACCUUUUUUUUAUAAGAGCGUUAAUACUGUAAUGCUCCCUGAGCUAUAUAUAUAUUCGCCAAAGAGGCGAAGUAUUGAACUAACAAAAGUCUGCAGCUCUGAAUGCACCCCUUUCAAUGGCUGAUUCCUCAGUAUGGCUGUAACAAAGGGGGCUUUUGUAUAUGUGGACAACCCUGGUGUGGCUGCCCCUUCAGAACAAGCAAAGCUUUUGUUUUGGACUACAUUCCAUGAAACAACUAAUUUUAGACAUGAGGUUAGAAGUCCUUUGAAAAUCGCUUUCAGAAACAAAACGGUGCCUCUUCUCACCACCACCACAAGGAAGGAAAAAGCUUCACUGCUUCAGGUGUUUCCAGCACCAUGAGUACAAGAAGAGUUGAUCAUCCACUCUAAAAGAUGACAAAGAGAUUACUCACCCACCCAACCCUUCCACAUGAAGCUGCUAUUUUUAAUUUUCUGCUCAGUUUUGUAUGUGCCUUAUUGAGAACUUACAAAAUUAUAUUCCUAAUGGGAUGAAGCCUGUGUACGAUAAUUAAAGUGAGGACACUUUGGAAGGGAGACAUUGAUGGUCCAAAUUGUGCAGUGAGCCACCCAGCAUGUGACCAGGGAGAAGAGUUACUGGGCCCCAAGAGAGAAUUUAAAAAUGUCAGGAUCUCGUAACCUCUGGACCUGCCUGCUGCCUACCAGGCUCCCCUUUAUGUCUGCCCUGGGGGCGAUUGGCUCACUCUGACACUGCAGAGAUGUACUUCCAUUGUUUUAAGAUUAGUUCAGGAAAAGCACUCCUCUGCUCUUCAGAGUUUGGAAAUGCCUGAAGCCUUGGUUCCUUUCAAGCAGGUACAUUCCAGGUGCUUCGAGCAACUCAGUCACUCAGAUUUUGCUAAAAUAAAAAAAUUCCUUCAGUAGCACCUUAAAGACCAACUAAGUUUUUAUUUUGGUAUGAGCUUUCGUGUGCAUGCACACUUCUUCAGAACUUUGCUGACAUGCUUUGCUUGGGCACAGCCAGCAGGCUGCGUGUGACAACAAGCCAGCAGUGGACAGACAGCUGCCUCCUUGGUGUCCCGUCCCCCCGCCGCCCUUUUUCUGAUGCUGUCAUCUUUACUCAUCCAAAACACUGCUCCAUUGUUCACUUAUUUUAGAUGUAUCAAGGCACUCCAGCAGCCAUAGCCCUAUAUGCAAACUACAAGUGGGCAGCAGCUGCUACUUAUUUUGGGGUGUGGGGGGGGUUGCUUCAUUUGGCUGACCUCCCUGAUAGUUGCAGAGCAAACAUGUUCACAGCCAUACUGGAGAAAGUUCAAGGUGUUUCGUGGUGAAACAUGUUGAAUGCUGCUUAAGUCAAAUUGCUAUUUUCCCUUCGGCUGUUUUUUGUUAAUCACUUCAUCAAGGCCUUGAAAAAUGGGGCGGGGGGGG
Molecule: messenger RNA, 4915 nt
Organism: Zootoca vivipara (common lizard)
Lineage: Eukaryota; Metazoa; Chordata; Lepidosauria; Squamata; Lacertidae
Gene: STX6
Product: syntaxin 6
Biological process (GO): intracellular protein transport; Golgi vesicle transport
Cellular component (GO): membrane
Molecular function (GO): SNAP receptor activity
Source: RefSeq, a predicted model, not a curated record